Messenger RNA from Neurospora hispaniola, 432 nucleotides. RefSeq lists its product as uncharacterized. The coding region runs from base 145 to 408 and encodes 87 amino acids. The record is from RefSeq and is a predicted model, not a curated record. The transcript has a single exon. Lineage: Eukaryota; Fungi; Ascomycota; Sordariomycetes; Sordariales; Sordariaceae.
UUUUUUUUUUUUCCUUUUCCCCCGGGGUAUUCGUUACGUGGUAUUAAUUCCUUAGUUCGUGUCUUGUGUGAUACCACAAGGGAUGGUUGGACUCGAUAAUCUCAAUUUCAAGGAAAGCCUAAUAGCUUCCUGCUUUCAAGGCAAAUGAUUCUCUUUUUUGUCAUUCCUGUUCUGCUUCUUACGUCUAAGCUGUAUUAUUUCACUGGUUCUGAAUGCGGGCAAUGGUUUGAGUACAGCAGGAACAAAACAAAAAUGGAAGUAAAGGAAGACUGGAUGGCCGAAAGCUGGGAAACAUCGAGUCACAAUGUUGCAUUUCUCAUCUUUUCCACAAAAUUGGGUCGGGUCAGGUCACGUCAGUUCAAGAUCGUUCUGCACAGGGGUCAUUAUCUUUUUCGGCAUCGCUGCUAGCUACUCCACGGUGUUUCUGUCGGU